Molecule: messenger RNA, 2535 nt
Organism: Cottoperca gobio
Lineage: Eukaryota; Metazoa; Chordata; Actinopteri; Perciformes; Bovichtidae
Gene: alg2
Product: ALG2 alpha-1,3/1,6-mannosyltransferase
Exons: 5
Coding region: 204-1421 (405 amino acids)
Biological process (GO): dolichol-linked oligosaccharide biosynthetic process
Cellular component (GO): endomembrane system
Molecular function (GO): GDP-Man:Man(1)GlcNAc(2)-PP-Dol alpha-1,3-mannosyltransferase activity
Source: RefSeq, a predicted model, not a curated record
AGCGCGUCCGUUUACAGACUUGAGGAAACUGGCGCCAUUGUGGCUCAAACAUGUAGCGCGAUUAGCCUGACCACAAGAGAUGAUUUGAGCCAAGAUGGCGUCCAAACGGUAGAGUUUCAUGACAGUUCAUACUGCUACUGGCGUCUGGACGAGCAUAAUCACAGGUUUCUAAACUCGGAGAAGGUAGUCGAGAGAUUCAAAGGAUGGCGCGGGUGGUGUUCCUCCAUCCGGACCUUGGUAUUGGUGGAGCAGAGCGACUGGUGGUCGAUGCUGCUGUUGCUCUGAAGUCUCAGGGAUGUAACGUUCAGAUAUGGACGGCCCAUUACGACCCAACGCACUGCUUCUCUGAGACGCUGGACCCAGAACUGCCUGUGAUAUGUGUGGGUGACUGGCUACCAACCAAUGUGUUUGGUUACCUGCAUGCCCUGUGUGCCUACCUGAGGAUGAUUUACGUGGCCCUCUACCUGGUCUUCCUCAGUGGGCUGGAGUACGAUGUUAUCUUCUGUGAUCAAGUGUCAGUGUGUAUCCCGGUGCUGCGACUGUCCCGUGUCAGGAAGAAGGUUUUGUUUUACUGUCACUUUCCAGACCAGCUUCUCACCCAGAGGAAGUCGGCCCUGAAGAAGCUUUACCGUGCUCCCAUUGACUGGCUUGAGGAAUGCACUACUGGCAUGGCUGAUAUGAUUCUGGUAAACAGCCAGUUCACUGCAGGCAUCUUCAGCGAGACCUUUCGUGGUCUAAGAGGAGUCCAGACAGAUGUCCUCUAUCCCUCCCUCAACACGCGUACCUUUGACCAGCAGUCCAGUGAAGCACAAGGCCUGGAAGGGCUGCUCCCCGAGGGGACCACCUGCCUGUUUCUCUCUCUGAACCGAUACGAGAGAAAGAAGAAUCUGGGGCUGGCUCUGGAAGCUUUUGAAGCCCUGAGGAGCAGCCUUCCCCCAGGACAGAGAGCAGGUAUUCACCUGGUGGUGGCGGGGGGCUACGAUGACCGAGUUACUGAGAAUGUUCAACAUUAUACUGAACUGAAAGAGCUAGCAGCGCAGCUCCACUUGGAGGACUGCGUCACUUUCCUACGUUCGCCCUCUGAUUCACUGAAGGUGGCGCUGCUGCGGGGCAGCGCAGCCGUGCUGUACACCCCAAGCAGAGAGCAUUUUGGGAUCGUUCCUGUGGAGGCCAUGUACUGCUGCUGCCCUGUUAUCGCGGUGAAUUCUGGGGGCCCCCUGGAGAGUGUGGCAGACGGGGAGACGGGCUUCCUGUGCGAGCCACGGGCAGAUGCCUUCUCGAAGGCCAUGGAGAGGCUUGUGAGGGAGCCGCAGCUCCGCGUGGACAUGGGACAAGCUGGGAGGAAGAGGGUAGAAGAUAAAUUCUCUCUUCAGGCCUUCUCAGACCAGCUCUAUGGGUACAUUGUCAGGCUGAGCCAGUGAUGGGAAAGCAUGAGGAGAGGCAGGAGACGGGUUGAAAAAUGAUCCUCUACUGAACUGUGAAUUGUCUGUGGACGACUGGGGUCUGCAGUGAGGUGAAGUGGAUGUCCUCUAACAGAAGAUGUAUGUGUAAAUGUGCAGGGAGGCGGGAGGGGGGGCUAUUUUGAGGUCUCGGAGGACAAUUAAUCAGCAUUCCCCUGGAGGGGUUGCUGAGAGGAGGAAAAGAAUGGAAUCUCUAUACCAAUUAAGAAAAGAGUAACAAGUUUACCUACCAUAUCUCUGGAAAAAGUGUGUGUGUGUGUGUGUGUGUGUGUGUGUGUGUGUGUGUGUGUGUGUGUGUGUGUGUGUGUGUGUGUGUGUGUGUGUGUGUGUGUGUGUGUGUGUGUGUGUGUGUGUGUGUGUGUGUGUGUGUGUGUGUGUGUGUGUGUGAUUGUAUAAUUGUAUAUGUGUAGCAGCGCCGCAACCAAGAGCCUACCAAAAGGAUUGAUUAUUAGAGUGAAAUGUUUUGCACAGUGUAUUUUUUGUUUUUUUGCCCCCUUGCUUUGCUACACUAGUCUUUGUCUUUGUGUGUUUGGGGGACGAAGAAGAAGAAUGUAGUUACCACCAUGAGCCAUCAGGCAGUGCACAGUCCCAGAUCGAUAAACAGGAUGCUUUCCACUACUUCCUGUCCGCCCAGAGCUUUGUUCCCCUCCUCGCAUUCAGAAAUUGCUGGCCUGUUCAUGACUCUUGCUGCUGUGUGGAGGUUAUUAGCAGAUGAUAGAGAGUGUUCUUUAUUAGAGGUCUGGUUGAUGGGCAGUGUGGCUUUGUCUGGGUCAUUAUCAACGAGGAGAAUAGCAGAAGGUCAUUGUGUCUCGAGCUGGCCUCCUCAGCCCUCCUACUGUAUAGAAAUGCUCUUAUUGACAUUCUUGAAGUCUUAAUAAACAAGAGGACACAUACUUUCCUGACUCUUAUGGGGUUUGCUUUGUUGGUAAGUUUUUUUUGGCCCUUUAAUAGACUUUGUUAAGGAUUUUUGAGCGUGGAGGCACAGAAAUGUUGUUUAUGUUGUGCCAUCCUUUUUUUUCUUUUCAUUCAUAGAUUGUGCCUUGAGUUGUUAAAUGAAACAUUCUCAGACAAUGUA